Molecule: messenger RNA, 1619 nt
Organism: Oncorhynchus kisutch (coho salmon)
Lineage: Eukaryota; Metazoa; Chordata; Actinopteri; Salmoniformes; Salmonidae
Gene: naxe
Product: NAD(P)HX epimerase
Exons: 8
Coding region: 371-1090 (239 amino acids)
Cellular component (GO): mitochondrion
Molecular function (GO): NAD(P)HX epimerase activity
Source: RefSeq, a predicted model, not a curated record
UAGGGCAAAAACCAAAAGUUGUUGCCCAUGGAGUCCCGAGGACCGAGUUUGGGAAACCCUGCUUAAGGUGUUUUAGAUGCCAAGCUUAUGGUCAUGUUUCAUCGCAGUGUAGGGGGGAGAUUCCAAGAUGUGAGCAGUGUGCAGUAGGUGGCGGCAUGCACAAACAAAUGUGCGAACGCGAUGAUACCAAAAGAAGAAGAAGAAGAAGAAGAAACGGUUUCCGUUUAUACAGGAAGUAACUGCACCAGACACACGGUUUUAAAGGCGACUUAAAUUUGGUCAUUUGAUUCGUAAAUUGGGCAAUUGAAUAUUUGAAGAUUAACAACCUUUUAAUCUAGAAGAUUGUGCAUUUGGUGUUUGAACCAACUGGAUGUUGAGUGUGCGGGCUCUGUUUAGGAUUGGGUUCCUUGUGACAUUACGGGCAACCACAGUCCUCUCCCGCAGGAGGGCAUGUCCAUUGGUCAGUGUGACGAAUAGUCUAUAUAAGGAGUGCUUCAGUGGACAAGUGUCCACCAUGGCCCAGUCCAUAAAAUACCUUGGGCAGGAGGAGGCUCAACAAAUUGACGAGGAGUUGUUCUCAGAGUAUGGCUUCAGUGUGGACCAGCUGAUGGAGCUGGCUGGGCUCAGCUGUGCUACAGCAAUCACCAGGGCCUACCCCACCAGCUCUCUGGUCAAAGCCAGACCCUCUUUGCUUGUGAUUUGUGGCCCAGGUAACAAUGGAGGAGAUGGCCUGGUCUGUGCCAGACAUCUCAAACUCUUUGGUUAUGCACCCACCAUACUGUACCCAAAGAGGCCAAACAAACUGUUGUUCCAGGGUCUGACCACCCAGUGUGAGAAGAUGGACAUCCCUUUCCUAACUGAAAUGCCUGAGGUACUAGUGAGCUCUGGCUCCUGUGUUAACCUCAGAACAAAGUCUAUUUGGUUGUUAGGUGUGUGUCCUGACUCCUCGGCUACCUCACGCAAUGGUGGUCGACGAGGCUUACAACCUGGUGAUAGACGCCAUCUUUGGCUUCAGCUUCAAGGGUGCAGUGCGGGAGCCUUUUGGCUCCAUCCUGGACGUGCUGAAGAAGACCACUGUACCCAUAGUUAGUAUUGACAUCCCCUCAGGUUGGGAUGUGGAGCAGGGCAGCACAGAUGGACUCCAGCCAGACAUGCUAAUCUCCCUGACUGCCCCUAAGAAGUCAGCAAAACACUUCUGUGGACGCUACCACUAUCUGGGGGGACGUUUUGUGCCUCCUGCCAUGGAGAAGAAGUACCAGCUCAACCUUCCUCUGUACCCCAAUACUGACUGUGUGUACCAGCUGCAGUAGUGCCAACCAGUGAUAUGUGUAUGUAUGUGUAUAUACACAUGUAUAUGUAAAAAAAAAAGAUUGGUGGGUAAAUGCUAUUCGCAGUGAGUAAUGUAUAACACAUGUAAUACCCUCUAUCUUAUGUUCAAAACAUUUUAUUGUGCAUUAAUUGGGGUUUCACACAUUUCACCCAUGAGUCAUUCAUGCAAAAUCUAUGUUUUCUGUGAAUUACUAUGAUAACAUUUAGUUUAGUCACCAAAACAUCAGAUAAUGCUAACUAUUUGUUUAUGCUAUUUUAACAACUAAAAAAAUACAAGAUACAAAUGUCAA